AUGGCAGAAAACGACCGGAACAGCAUCCCCCCAGCCCCAGCCUACUUCCCCACAUCCGCCGACUCCCCCCUCCACCCCCCAACCGCCCUCUACACUACUCUCCGCGACCUCCCCUCCACCUCCCUAAUAAAGACCCAGGAUUUCACCAUCCCACCCCGCAGCGGAAAAGCUUGGACCGUACCCGCAGGCGCACUAUUCCGUCUCUCCACGCCCGAAGGCCCCCAAGUCGGCGAUUUAAACGUGUGGAACCAGCAUGAUCCCCGAGAGCGCUUCUGGGCAUCUAGGACGAGGCAGUUGCAGGGGAGUCAUGUGGUGCAGGGGGAUAGGCUGUGGAGUUGCCUCCCGUUUAUGAGGCCAAUGUGUGGGCUUGUGGAGGAUGGGUGUGAGAUUAGGGAUUCUGGGGGUAAGGGGACGGGAAAGGGGAGGGAGAGCAGCAGGGAUGAGAGGGGUGGGGUUACGCAGUGGGGUGGACGGUGUAAUGAUCUGCUGGGGACGAGGUGUGAUCCUUAUGUUUCUAACAUGCUGACAUCCUCAUCCUACGAUUACCACUGCCACUCCAACCUCGUCCGUUCCAUCUUGCCAUAUGGUCUGACGGAAUUCGAUGUUCACGACGUACUCAACGUAUUCCAGGUCACGGGUCUAGAUUCCCAAGGCCGCUACUUCAUGGAAGCUAGUCCUGCGACCAAGGAUAGCUUUCUCACCUUCUUCGCCGAGUUGGACUUGUUAUGUGCGCUGAGUACAUGCCCAGGUGGUGACCUAAGCCGGUGGGGCUGGACGCAGGCGGAAGAGGGAAAAGAGAAGAAAGAGGGAGAUAAUGAUGAGGGGAUGAAGAGUACGUGCCGACCUAUUCGGGUAGAGGUUUAUGAGAUCAAGGAGGAAGUCAAAGGGGAGGUGUUGAAGGGGUGGAAGAAGCCGGAGAAGAGUGGAUAUAGGGGAAUGCAUGGGAUGCGUAUUCCUGAGGGCGAGGCCUAG
Alternaria infectoria is the source of this 972-nucleotide messenger RNA. RefSeq lists its product as uncharacterized. The transcript is spliced from 2 exons. The record is from RefSeq and is a predicted model, not a curated record. The coding region runs from base 1 to 972 and encodes 323 amino acids. NCBI's taxonomy places the organism in Eukaryota, Fungi, Ascomycota, Dothideomycetes, Pleosporales, Pleosporaceae.